GGAAAACACAAUACAUUUUAGCUAUGUAGCAAUGGCAAAAGCUGCGUACCUGUCGAGGUCAGAUUUGGACUCAUCAUCUGGAAGCGAUUUGUCAGUUUCUAGCCGAACUUCUAACAGAAGUUUGCGAGUGUUGGAGAAAGAAAGAAGAAAGAACGAGGCUGGGGAUCCAUUUCUGCUUGCGCUGAAGUACUUCUCAGAAGGUAGCUAUAUAGGAAGCUAUCGUUAGCUAGCUAGCAUAUAACUACUAAUGCUUGUAGAAGUCAAACGUAACUAAUAUUUUAGCUACUUUUUAAACUCCAACGUGAACUAAUUGCCCGUAAUGGCAGAACAGGUUAUUUUCUGUCAAAAUAUGUAAACUUUCAAGCCCGCUCAGCCUUCUUGUGUUGGAAACACCCUUUUACUGUAACUUAUUUUGCUACCUAGCGAGCUAGCCGGUUUACAAGCUAAUGCAUAACGAGUGUGGGCGGGGUAACGUUAUGGCUAGACAUGCCUGAAGUACAUGCACAAUUUGCUAGUCAUCAUUUAACUAGAAAGUACAACGGAUGCAUAUAACUAAUCCACAAACAGAGGAGACAGCCUACAGAAAUUAAUAAGAAAUGGUUAGAAGCAUGUGACUGGAAAUGUUACAGCAGGAUGUUACUAGCUAACAUUGUUUGUUAUGAAAACUACUGUAUACAUUGGAAUUGAAUUGCUAACUAAAAGUAACCAACUAGCUAACGUUAACUACUGUAGUUAAAGGGCAUCCACCAGUGUCUGGAUUCACAGUGAGUUGUCUGUUUGUUUCAUAGUGGAGGCGGGUACCCCAUGCUUAGGGAACCAUGUGCUGGAGAGGAACCUGGUGCUGGUGGAGAGAGUGGGGCUCAGUCGAGGACUCCCUCCUGAGGCGAUCUCUGUCAUGCUGGACUACGCAAUGAGCCUCCGUAUGGGUACGACAACAACCAACAAUCACUCAGUGUUGUGAUGCAAAAAUUCUAGCAAAAUGUAUAGCGCAUAGAAUUAAAAAGGUAUUGUCGGACAUUAUUCAUUCUAAUAAUGGACAGGUUUUUUUUACAUGGGAAAUACAUUGGAGAUAAUAUAAGGCAAGUACUGGAAACAAUAGAACACUAUGGAAAAUCUGGGAAACCAGGCCUACUAUUCAUAGCAGACUUCGAAAAGGCAUUUGAUAAAGUACGACUGGGGUUUAUAUAUAAAUGCCUGGAGCAUUUCAAUUUUGGACAAUCUCUUAUAAAUUGGGUUAAAAUCAUGUAUAGUAACUCUAGGUGUAAAAUAGUAAAUAAUGGCAUUUUCUCAGAACGUUUUAAACUGUCAAGAGGAGUGAAACAAGGUUGUCCACUAUCGUCAUAUCUAUUUAUUAUUGCCAUCGAGAUGUUAGCUAUUAAAAUCAGAUCCAACAAUAUUAUCAAGGGAUUAGAAAUCCAGGGUUUAAAAACAAAGGUGUCAUUGUACGCUGAUGAAUCAUGUUUUCUUUUAACUCCACAACUUGAAUCCCUCCACAGCCUCAUAGAGGAUCUAGAUACAUUUUCAAACCUCUCUGGAUUACAACCAAAUUAUGAUAAAUGUACUAUAUUACGUAUUGGAUCACUAAAAAAUAUUUUUUUUACAUUAGCUUUAUUAUUAUUUUGUCAUUUAGCAGACACUCUUAUCCAGAGCAAUUUACAGGACCAAUUAGGGUUAAGUGCCUUGCUUAAGGGCACAUCGACAGAUUUUUCACCUAGUCGGCUUGGGGAUUAGAACCAGUGACCUUUCGGUUACUGGCUCAAUGCUCUUACCCACUAAGCUACCUGCCGCCCCAGUGGGAGAACUUGCACAAUUGGUGGUUUUACAUUACCUUGUAGUUUACCAAUAAAAUGGUCUGAUGGUGACAUGGAUAUACUCGGAAUACAUAUCCCAAAUGAAAUAAAUGAUCUCACGCCAAUACAUUUUAAUAGAAAGUUAGCAAAAAUAGAUACGAUCUUGCUAAUAUGGAAAGGUAAAUACCUGUCAAUUUGUGGAAAAAUUAUCCUGAUUAACUCUUUAGUAUUAUCCCAGUUUACCUAUUUGCUUAUGGUCUUGCCUACGCCUAGCGAAAGCUAAAAGCUUCAGUCAUACAAAAAUUAUACUUAAAUCCGAACUGGUUACCUAGCAAACUAGUAAGAUUGUCUCACCUAAUGUUCAAGAAGGGACUUUUUCCCUUUAUUCAGAUUACAACCCCUCACUUUCAGGUAUUUGAAAAGGAAAUAAUCUCCCAAAUAUCACUAUUUCUAAAACAAGCCAUAGAAAGUUGGUUGCAAUUUCAAUUUAGUCCUCCAGAAAUGACAGAACAAAUAUUGCAACAAAUAUUGUGGUUAAACUCAAAUAUACUAAUUGAUAAAAAAAAAAAAAGUUCUUUUUUGAAAAAAGAAAUUAUAAUCUUCGUAAAUGACAUUAUCGGUAGGAAUGGUGGAGUUAUGUCGCACAUGCAGCUAACAAAAACAUAUGGAAAUGUCUGCUCUACCCAAAAUUACAACCAAAUAAUUGCAGCAUUACUGCAAAAAUGGAAGAGGAAAGUGGAAGGAGGAAAAAGUAAGGAACUUGUCUGUCGGCCUUGCAUUAAAGAACAUAAUUGGUUAAAGAAAAUUGGGAUAAAUAAAAAAGUUUACCAGUUUCAUUUAAGGACCAAAAGAUUGACAGCCGUCCCAUAUAGAUUGCAAAAUAGUUGGGAAGAGAUUAGCAAAAAUGUUUAUUUUCAAUUCACAAACUGUAGAAACAAUGAGAAUAGAAAGGUUCAGAACUUUUGUAAAACAUCACAGUACAGUUGAAAAAUAUAUGGCAAAUAUAAAUCCAAUAUGGAUGGUGUUAAGAGAUAGAUGUGAGGUGUUGAAUGGAGCUGAAGGAUGGGACUAAUAACAACAACUAAUAACAACAAGAUAACUAGUGUAAGACAUACUGUGUCCAUAAUAAGUAUAUAGGUUAUAUAUUGUGAGCUUUUGUGAAAGAGCACAGUUAGAAAGAUAUGGCAUAUAGAAGCAUACCUGAUGGACAUCAUGAAAAUGAUCGGAGGAAGUUCAGGAGUAAAAACAAACAAAAUAUAAUUAUUGACUGUGUCCAUAAAAUGUAUAUAGUAUGUAUAAGGAUGAAGUAGAGGCCUAAGCAUUGUUGUUCACUAGUUUACUCCAAUUAAGGAAGGGAUGGUGGGGUUGGAAAGAUGUAUGUAUAUGUGUGUGUGUGUGUAUGUGUAUAUAUAUAUAUAUAUAUAUAUAUAUAUAUAUGUAUAUGUAUAUGUAUAUAAGAAAAAAAACAUAUGCAAGAAAAAAAACAUAUGGGGGAUUGGAAGUGAUGCAGACAAUUACAUUGAUGGAAGUUACAAUCUAUCUGCCAAAUUAAAGCUGAUCUACCCCCUAAAAACAAAAAAGAAUCACUCAGUGGAAACUGCAGCCAUUUGCUUAGACAGACUGACCUGAAAUAGCAAUUUACACUAUGACAAAUUCAUUUGACCAUACAUAACAUUUCAGCGCUCUGCUCUUUUUCAUGCCCUGAACAGGAGGUGUGACGUGUGUUCGGGUCCUGAAGUUUCUGAUCCCCGCCACCGUGGUGCCACAGGAGGCCGUUGUUCGAGCUGUGGCGUGGUUAUGCGUCAGCAAGAUAGCCAUCAGCACACAGGUAAAGAGCUCCUCUUUCAAAGGUCUUUACAAGUCACAGAUUUAAAUGUUGACACUGAAGACCAAACAUUACAAAACAAUUGUUAUCAGAAUUGCUCUGUCCACUUUCCCUCUAACUGCUUGAAACUGGUGUUAUGGGUGUUUUCCAGGUUAUUUUCCUUCGGUGGGUGCUGACUGUUUUCGACAUGAUCGACUCCAAGGACAAUCUUCGAGCCAUCUAUGGCUUCAUCUUCAACUUUGUGACAGAGGAGAAUUUGGUAUGUGCAGGAGUCAUAUUCCCCCUUGCUCUAAUGAUAUCAAUGAAUGUCUUGAGUGUUUACAUUGGCAUUGCUUUGCUGUUUAAGUAAUGAUGGAUUUGUUUUGUGUUUCAGUCUCCUUACAUCUGCCAUUUGCUCUACCUUUUGACAAGGAGGGAGAGUGGUAAGUGGCUUUUUGUUAGUCAAUGAACCUUUACGAUACGGUACACCAGGGUUCUUCAAUUCCGGUCCUGGAGGGCCGAAACACUUGUUUUUUUUUCUCUACCUGGUAGUUAAUUGCACUCACCUGGUGUCCCAGGUCUGAAUUAGCCCCUGAUUAGAAGGAGAGGAUGAAAACAGAGGUGUCUCGGCCCUCCAGGACCGGAAUUGAAGAACCCUGCGGUACACGUUGUUUCUGCAGCACAACAUUGCUCUUAUCCCUUUCUUGGUUUUUCCCUGUCAUAGUUCGGACAUUCCGAGUCAGAAAACUGUUGGACCUCCAAGCAAAAAAUGGUAUUGUCCUGUUUAAAUGUUUUUGGUCAAUGAUUGUAAUGUUUUAAUUAGGGCUGUCAAAUGAUUAAAAUUUUUAAUCAAAUUAAUCAGAAUUUUCAGUGGAUUAAUCAUGAUUAAUCACUAUUUGCAAUUACACCUGAAUCCUAACCAUUUUUUUUCUGAAAUGCAUACCAAAAGAUAAAUAACAGGACACAGAUACAUAAUUUUCAUAUUAUGUCUGUUUAUUAACACAGCCAAAUAAUGGUGUUUUAAAUCAAGCUGAAACAUACUACACACCAUAAUAUUUGUCUUUGUAAUGUUCCAUCACUUGGCCAAAGCAUUUACAAAGCCGCUGUCAGCAAGACUCACUGUGACACUUCUCUGCACCAUGUGAGCGACACAGUUCAUGUGUUCAUAGCGUGUAAGUCGAAUUGCGGCAACCAUGUUGCGUGCACUGUCAGUCCCAAUGGUUGUAGUCUUGCCCUCGAUGUCCCACUCACGUGCAACAGACAGGAACUGUUCUUUACAAGCCUCCGCAAAAUGACGCUCCUCAGUUUUUAAUAUAGUCAGCGCAAAAGACUUCAGUUCCCACGUGUCACUGAUUAAAUGUGCAGUUACUCCGAGGUAAUUGUUGUUACUCACUGAUGUCCAAUGGUCUCCUGUCAGGGCGAUAUGAUUUACUUGAGCCAAGACCUCUUUCCUUUUUUCUUUUUCGUUUUCAUAGAGCUCGUGGAUUUUCUUCAUAACUGUGGCUCUUGACGGUGGCUUAUAGAAUGAGUCUUGAGACGCCACUUGCAAAACAUCAAGGAAACCUGAGUCUUCUACAAUGCUAAUGGGUCUACAAUCCUUUGCAAUCCAUUUUGCUAUUGUGUUGGUCAAAUUAUCUGAGGUUGAUUUUGUUAAUUGCCUGCAAACAUUCAGCGUGGUCUGGCGCAAACCACUUGCUGAAUCUGACGGCCCAGCAAACGCAUGUUUGGCGUUGACAUGGUACUUCAAGCUUGAACAGCUCCGGUGAAAUUGAAACUCCUUCUUACAAAUCUUGCAAAUAACCUUGUACUUGUUAACUGUACCAUCAUCAUUCUUUUUAUAUUUGAAUCCGUCAAUAGGCUCACCUUGCUCCAUCUCGCCUCUAGCUCCCAACCACUUUCCUGACCUGAAUAAUUUGUCACACUGCGCAUGCGUGAAAUGCUUUAAAAAAAUUGACGUAAUUAACAGCAAACAACUAAUUAACGUCGUUAACGCGCUAUUUUUGACAGCCCUAGUUUUAAUGCACCUUAAUACCUUGUGAAUGCCUUGGAGACAUCUAAUGAUUGUAUUACCAUUAUGAAAUACUUGGUGAUAAAUGGCAGGGGGAGAAUACUUACGUAUUGUUUGAAGCUCUUGUUACAUAAAUCCCCAAAAUAGUUUAUCCUCAGUAGCAUUAUCUAUAGUUACACUCUGUGAAUUAUUGCUACAUCCAUCAAACUGAGAGCGGAGUCCCCACUGUCAGGAUGUUGCACUGAGAGUUCCAUUAAUUUCCUCUCGUCUACUGUCUCCCCAGGGCAGGCAGUCAUUCCUGUUGCACUUGCUGUCGUUGUACAAAGUGUUUUGCCCCGAGUUGGUGACACUUGCUCUUCCAUCACGAAUGAGGGUUAGUACACAGAUCACACCUAGUGACCUCUGUCCAUUGCACAAACCACACAUUGUCGUUCACCAAACAUCAGGGUUGGGGUCGAUUUCAUCCAUAUCAAAUCCGGAAGUAAAUUGAAAUUCCAAUCCAAUUCUCUUAAUUGAAACCCUGACAAACAUACUUAAUGUCACCGUGUAUAUUUUCUGCUGUCGUUCAGAGUGGGUUUAAGAAUCACAACUCCACGUGGAAGGCAGCGCUCAGUGCUGUCCAGAAGAGGAACAACGGCCAAGUGUCGUCAGACAUCAGCCUGACCCUGGGAGUGAAACACAAGACCAACUCCAGGAAGAGGGUAUGGAGAUCAGAUGAGCUGUGGCGUAACAGGGAGACCAAUGAUCUUGAACAGUGUCUUUAUUUAGGGUCUUAGUGCUAAUUUAUAGCAUUUAGAAGAAUAUUGGCGCUUGCUAAAUUGUAGUUAUGGGGUCAGUAACUAUUUAUUGCAUUCAAAAUGCACUGAGUAUACAAAACAUUAAGAACACUUUCCGUGACAGACUGACCAGGUGAAAGAUAUGAUCCCUUAUUGAUGUCACUUGUUAAAUCCACUUCAAUCAGUGUAGAUGAAGGGGAGGAGACAGGUUAAAGAAUGAUUUUUAGGCAUUGAGACAAUUGAGACGGAUUGUGUAUGUGUAGGGCGAAUGGGCAAGCCAAAAGAUUUAAGUGUCUUUGAACGUUGUAUGGUAGCAGGUGCCAGGGCGCACCGGUUUGAGUGUGUCAAGAAUUGCAAUGCUGCUGGGUUUUUCAGUUUCAACAGUUUACCGUGUGUAUCAAGAAUGAUCCACCACCCAAAGCACAACCAGCUAACUUGACACAGCUGUGGGAGGCAUUGGCGUCAACAUGGGCCAGCAUCCCUGUGGAAUGCUUUCAACACGUUGUAGAGUCCAUGCCCUGACAAAUUGAGGUUGUUCUGAAGGCAAAGGGGGGUGCAACUUAAUAUUAGGAAGGUGUUCCUAAUGUUUGGUAUACUCGGUGUAUGUUAGACUGUAAACAUUUUAUUCACCUUUGUCCUACAUAGAUCAAGCCCUUCUUGUUUUGUGUCUGUACCUAAUGAACUGUUUACGAAUGGAUGUACUGAUACUCCAAUCACUGAUCCAUCCAUCUGUCAGAAAUACCAUCAUCUGGAGCUGCCAUCGCUGAGCUCAUCUGUCCAGAGGAACUCCCCCUCCUCGAGCAGCAGGAAGGUCUUCCCCCUGGAGCAACUCCACUCCUUCCCACAGCUGCUGGACAACCUCCACUGCAUAGAGGUAACCCUCUCCUCCCCCUUCUCUCUGUCUUUAUCUCAAUCUGUAUUUUUUUCUCUCUCUCAGCAGUCUGAUUAGUCACACAGCAGUAUAGCCUAGAGAUACUUUGGUUUGAAACAGAUGGAAGGUGAGGAUUUAAGCAGGAUGGAUAUACUGUGUUCUGAAGGUGCCCAGCACUACCCGUUUCACUUGUAGUGUCAUUUUGCGAACACAUGGGGGAGCUAUGUCACCGGCACAGUUAUGGUUGGAGCACAGAACAGAACAAGGGCUCAACCUUGUCUGCCACUCAGUUUGAGGACUGGCAGUGUCAUGUGUUUAUUUCUCUGAGCCAUAAAACGAAGUCUUGAGCUCUCCAUGUCGUUUGUGUUCUAAAUUUGUUAUUGCUCCGUUUACAGACUUCAUCAUGGUGUGUUUGUCCAAACAAGUCAUGAAUUAACAGGCCAACAGAGAUGUAUAACGUGGAGCCACAUUGAAAAAGUUAUAAAGCAUUGACAAUUACAAAAGUGCUGCACACAAAUACUGUUUGCUUGGCAGAUCCAUUGACCUGAUCAACCCAGCUACAUUUCUUUAAAAUGCUUAAGGACAUUUAUGCUUCACGCUACAUCAAUUCCCCCCACGGAGCCAACGUGUCCAACAAGCUGUUGUGACAGCACUUGCUACUUUUUAUGGCUAUUGGUGGACAGGACAGAUCAGCUAGUACUGUCCAUCAUGCAGUGCAUGAGGAACGAUGCGUUUGCUCCUUAAUUAUGGGAAGACUCAGCCAUGUCCAUUGACAAUCUGUCUGUCUUUCUCUUUAUUUAUUAAGUUUCCAUAUUGCCGGGCAGCUAUUCACAUAAUAGACAAACCGGCCAGCCCGUGUGGAGAAAUGUCUGAAUGCUUCCUGCCACAGACAUGGCCAUGAUGACUGUAUUAUGAGGAUAAGUAGAUGUGACAGAUUUAGUCCAGUCACUCAGUGACAGAUUGAUUGCUCACUCAUUGAAAACAAGGACAUGGGCAACAGAGAUUCUCUUCUUCAAUAGGGGCUGCUAAUAUCCUGACAUUAAGCUAUUUAAAACAUGAUGCUGGCUUGCAGUUAGAUGGCCCCUCAAUUGGUAUGCUGAAAUGUAUUUGUGUUUGUGUUGUGGGGUGGGAAGGUGGUGGGGUUGGUCAUUAUAAGUGUGUUUAAAGCGUGAGUGGAUGGUGGUGUUUGAUGUGCAUACUGUAAAUGUGUGUUGACUCUUCUAAUAAUCAUGUCUCCCUUCCACAGCUCCCAUCCCAGAUGGGUUCUCUGCUGGGCUCCAGUCUGGCCCUCUGUUACCUGGACUACGUACAAGAUGACUCCGCCUUCCUCCGACUCAACUUCUGGCUGGGCCACGCCCUCCAUGAGGGUACAACCACUACGUAUUCCUCUGUUGUCUCUCUCUCUCUGCGGAAAUGUGGCGGCAGGUAGCCUAGCGGUUAGUGCGUUGAGCCAGUAACCGAAAGGUUGCUAGUUCCAAUCCCAGAGCCAGCUAGUUCCAAUCCCAGAGCCAACUAGGUGAAAAAUCUGUCGAUCUUCCCACUUAACACUGUGCGCACCGUGCCUGCUCCGAGCGCUCCGUGCUCACCGUGCCUGCUCUGUGCUCACCGUGCCUGCUCUGUGCUCACCGUGCCUGCUCCGUGCUCACCGUGCCUGCUCUGUGCUCACCGUGCCUGCUCCAAGCUCACCGUGCGUGCUCACCGUGCCUGCUCUGUGCUCACCGUGCCUGCUCCGUGCUCACCGUGCCUGCUCCGUGCUCACCGUGCCUGCUCCAAGCUCUCCGUGCUCACCGUGCCUGCACCGUGCUCACCGUGCCUGCUCCAAGCUCUCCGUGCUCACCGUGCCUGCACCGUGCUCACCGUGCCUGCUCCGUGCUCACCGUGCCUGCUUUGUGCGCGCUGCUCUUACUCAUUGCUAGCUCUAGCCUGUCCUAAGGAAGGACUGAAGUCACUGGGAGUCUGGGCUGCAUCACCACUUAUGCUGCACAGAGGUUAAAGGAAAUGUUCACAAUUUUUCAACUCCAUAUUCAUCGACUCCAGCACCACCCCAACGUCAACAUACUGUAUGUGAAAAUGGCGUGUUACUAUGUUUUGUGCUUCGAACUGUGUGUGUAAAUUACGUCAUGGGUCUUCGAGACAGCGCAAACUUGUAUUAAAUAAGACAUUGCUUCUUUUAGGAAAAUGUGGUUGAUCAGUAUAAUAAGAUUCUUCCCAAAUGGAAGGGAAACAACAUUUUGUUUUUCAUCUGCAGCCCAAUGAAAUCAGCCAAAACAAGCUCAAUAACUCAAUGCAUGCACACACUCCUAUUGAAUUGCUUUCACCUGUAUUGUGGAUAGGCCUAGGCUAAAUUUGGAUUUACCCAGUUUAUCAAUAGAGAUUUACCAUUCAAAUAAAUGGUUACCAUUAUAUUUUUAUGUAGUUAGAUUGGUAAAAAAAAAGAGUAUAAUUGAGUGUAUGAUUGUAUAAUUGAUUCAUUAAUGCAUACAUUCAAAAAUCGAACAUUUCAAAUAUAAUGAUAUUGACCUCCAAAGAUCUGUUGAUCGAGUGCCAUUCUGUGACUUUGGCUAAAACGUCUUCUUUUUUUGGCGUGGUAUCGUUUUGGUGUUAAGUAUCGUGAUGGUAUCGAGUAUCGUGAUACUAAACCUGAUAUCGGUAUCGAAGUCUAAAUUCUGGGAUUGUGACAUCACUACCACACACUUGUACAUACAUAUAAGCAACACCUAUCUGACCUUUGUCUUACGUUGUGAAAGAGGAAGUAGAAAGAAGAAAGGCCCAAAACACUGAACCCUCAGCCAUUCCCAGUAGGCAUUGCAAAGCAACGCUCUGUAGAAAAGCUUUUAUGAAAAUUAAACAUUUGGCUGUCAAGAUUGUACAAAUCCACAAUGUGACUUUUUCACCAUUUUAAAAUCUCUUAAUUUCCCUCUUUAUUUUUGGGUUUCAGAGUUUCUGUUCUGCAGUGGGGACGGGGGCUCUGGGAGUUCGUCCGAGGCCCUCCACCUCCUCAACAUGUUGCUCUCCACGCAGCAGUUCCUCCAGGUGAGCUCCCCACCUCACCCCCUCCAGGCUCCUCUCACCCCCAGUUCCCACCCCCACCUUUCCCUUUAAUGCCAGAUUUGGAUCUGUCAGAGCAUGUUAAACUCGCUCUUCUCUGCUCCCACUCUCUUCCCCCUCGCUGCUCGUUAAUAAAUAAUGCCACAGUCAAACGCUUAUUUGAGAUGCGUAUGUUUUGUCUCUCCCCCUCCCUCCCGCUGUCCUCAGGAGGGCUUCUCCAGCACCGAGGGCUUCCUCUACAAGUUCCUGAACGUUUGGGACGGUUCACUCCUCCGCCCCCAGAUUCUGGGCCUGCUGAGUGACAUCCCUGUGGUCCCCAGUUCCUGUGAGUAGGCCCUGUUUGCUUGGCUGCCUUACGCUCCUCUCCUCCAGUCUCUCUCCUAAUUAAACUGCUGAACUGUAACGGCGGGAAGACACGUGACUACAUUUCCCAGGCUCCCUGGUAAAUGCUGCCAGCCUGCCAUGUGCUGGGGAUUGCAACCAUGCAAUCCCCAGCACAUGGCAGGCUGGCAGCAUAUACCAGGGAGCCUGGGAAACGUAGUCACAUGGUCGAAUUAAAUGGUUUGUGCAAAUUUCCUUGCUCUCCCGCAUCUCUCCCAGGUAUCAGCCAGCUUCUGUUUGAGCCUCUCAUGCAGCUGUUCUUCACCUCCACGCUGUUCUUCAAGGUAAUAGUCAACAUAAUACCUCCAGAACCGCUUUGAAUUAAGUAUAAGAAGCUUGCAUCAUACCACUAUAUCCAUUUACAGUCCAGUUAUCAUCUGCCUUUUAAUCCUGGGUUGUAUUCAUUUGGCACAAAACGGAAGAAAACAUACUGAAAUGGGGAGGAACUACUUGUACUUGUGCAGUGAGAACCAUUUUGUUUUUGUUUUCUGAUGAGACGUUUUACAACGUUUUGCUACGGUGUGCCCUAUUACGACCCUGUUGUCAUUGUAAAUAUAGUUAUUUCCCCACUUUGAAUAAGUCUACCACCCCUCUGUUGUCUGUCCAGUGCAGUGUGAUUGACUGUCUGAACAACAUGCUGUUGAAGUGGUUGACCUGGCACUCUGUGUACGCCCUGGAGGACGGCCUGGACAUCAGUCUCCACAGCCACACACCCAUGUGAGUCUCACUGUCCCAGUCACACACUCGCACACUUCCAACACCAAAGCCCUGGAACUUCCUUUAGUUAAAGACACAUUUCAAUGUCUUCCUCUCCAGUAUUCAAACUCUUCCCAAAUGGCUGAACCCUGUCAAUACAUUUUUAUUCCCUUCCCAUUUCAAACUUCACCUCUGGAGAGAAAAAAAAAGCUGUGCUGAAAUCGAUGGCUGUGGUUUGUGGUUGUCCACCUCCUCUCAACUUCCUCGGUUUCUCCUCAACACUGUCCUCUGGAACGCAGCAGCGUAAUGUACUGCAGUGUGUGUGUCUCUGUCCGCCCGGCCGCAUUGCUGCACACUCAGCGCUGAUUUGGUUAUUGUCUUUUAUUGCGUUAACUGAGAUGGGCGCGGCUGCUGAAGGAGAAAUGAAUAUGAUCCAAGGGCAAAGCCCCCUGUUUGAACGUCUCACUAGUCCCAUGCAUCAUUAUGAUUCACGUGUUUCCUUCCUGUUAUUAAGGCCUGCGUGUUAUGUUGCAUAACGUGACUAUUCUUCAACUCCUCCCCAGGAACAUGACUCUGUCUGGCUUCAUGGACUCUGUCAUGGAGCUGGUGCGUUUCGUGGGCCGCCUGGCCACCGUGGGGCUGCAGCUGGAGGGCUGCCACUCCCUGUUCCUCAGCUUCGUCCUGGACUUCUACGAGACGGUAAUCAAGCCAGAUGAAGCCAGUACAUUUCAUUGAAUACAUAAAGGGGGGGGGAGUCCAGUGCUCCCUUCUUAUAGUGAUUUCACCCGUGCAGGACUGUUCGAACACUAAGUGGUUGAUCCCCGUAAUCACAUUCACUUUAAGCAGAGUGCACUGGCUCAGUUGUUCCAUAUUCAUGCUCCAUUUAGAAAAGGAGACAACCGUGUUCUUUCUGGGGUGUUGAAGUGUGUGCCCCUGUGUGUGCCAUGCAGGUGUGUGACAUGUUCCUGAAGUACGGACUCCCCCUGGUGGUCAUGCCCCCCGUGGGAGUGUUUUACCCAGCCCUGUUCGCCACCGACCCCGUCAGCGUGGACCGCCUCGGCUACAUCAUGUACAGGUGAGGAGUGGUGAUGUCAACGCCAAUAUUAUAAUGUCAACACCGGGACUGAUGGAAGUCAACACAGUCACGUCAGAGUGUCAUCUUUCACAAACAAAGUGCGUUCACUGCCAUGUCGUGUGCAAAGCAUCUGCAUGUAUGUCAAACUUUCUCCUAUAUAUAUAUUUGAUAACGGAAGUGAAUGGUAAGCAGUCUUGGUGCGGCAUGCCAGCCAGAACAUUGCAUUUAUGAUUCAUAAUAAUGAAGGGUCCAGGGCGCAGAAUUGCACUAAGAUCCAUUUUCUCUGAGAACCUUUCGAGCCCAUGAAGAAUACAAACGGCAUGCAUUGCUCAAAGCGCCAAUGUCUUGUCGCACAAAUACACAAAGCAUACAUCUAUAGCAGGGGUACUCUAGUACUAGUUAAAAAGGUCCGGUCACACACAUUUCCUAGGUGGCAAAGGUCCGGAUGGAUAAUGUCAUUUAUCGGCAUAGUAACAAACCCACACCUCACAACCCAUGCGACCCCAAACUGUUCACACCCCUCUUGUUGGCGGAGAGACCGUUUUGCAGUUUUAAAGCAAAUUUCCAGCAUUUCUACACAUUUUGCAUGUGGCAGGGAAUUGUUUUUGCUGUUUUAAAGCUCAUUUCCUGCAAUUCGACACAUUGUUACGUGUCUUAUGUGUGUUCAUGUAAUACCAGAGGUUGAAGGCCGACUAGACCCGUUGUCCGUAUUGACCCCCUUCUGGGUCCGGAUCCGGACCUCGGUCCGCCAGUUGAGAAUAGGGGAAUCUAUAGCAUGACAAAAGACCACUGCUUUUAUUAAAACAGGCCAAACAUCUGGUCUUAGCAACUGCUGCUACUAUGGUGGUUGUUUUUAAGCUUGUUCUUGUAAAAAUUUCUGCUCACAAUAAAUGGCCUUUAGGACAGAUGUUUACAUAACAUGGAAAGCAAUAUGGUUGUUUUUCUACCCUUAUACAGACCACUACAUGUAUUGCUCUUUUCUUCAGGUACAAGAAGAACCUGAUCUCUGCUAAGUGCCAACAACAGGAGACCAAGGUAAUGAAAGCACUCCCUUUAAGAUAUGUUCUCUGCUUUGCAUAUCUAUCAGUGUUUUUGCAUAAUCAAGCAAUUCAAGGCUCCUCGCGAGGCCACUUCUACCCGUCCACAUGAUGAACGAAACUAUUAGAAUUAAGUGCUGAUUACAGAAUUGCAAUUUUGGUGGUUACUCGUUUAUACAAAAAAACAAUUCUAGUGUAUGAAGGCAAUUAAAUGUUUAAGUAGAUACUGCCAUUUGUAUACAGUGCCUUCAGAAUGUAUACACACCCCUUGACUGAGAUUUUGUCACUGAUCUACACACAAUACCCCAUAAUGUGGAAUUAUGUUUUUAGAAAUGUUUACAAAUUAAAAAUGAAAAGCUGAAAUGUCUUGAGUCAAUAAGUAUUCAACCCUUUUUGUUAUGGCAUGCCUAAAUACGUUCAGGAGUAAAAAUGUGCUUAACAAGUCACAUAAUUAGUUGCAUGGACUCUGUGUGCAAUAAUAGUGUUUAACAUGAUUUUUGAAUGACUACCUCAUCUCUGUACCCCACACAUACAAUUAUCUGUAAUGUCCCUCAGUCGUGCAGUGAAUUUCAAACACAGAUUUAACCACAAAGACCAGGGAGGUUUUUCAAUGCUUCGCAUAGAAGGGCACCUACAGUUGAAAUCGGAAGUUUACAUACACUUAGGUUGGAGUCAUUAAAACUAGUUUUUCAACCACUCCACAAAUGUCUUGUUAACAAACUAUAGUUUUGGCAGGUCGGUUAGGACAUCUAUUUUGUGUAUGACACAAGUUAAUUUUUCCAACAAUUGUUUACAGACAGAUUAUUUCACUUAUAAUUCACUGUAUCACAAUUCCAGUGGGUCAGAAGUUUACAUACACUAAAUUGACUGUGCCUUUAAACAGUGUUGAAAAUUCCAGUAAAUGAUGUCAUGGCUUUAGAAGCUUCUGACAGGCUAAUUGACAUCAUUUGAGUCAAUUGGAGGUGUACCUGUGGAUGUAUUUCAAGGCCUACCUUCAAACUCAGUGCCUCUUUGCCUGACAUGGGAAAAUCAAAAGAAAUCAGGGGACAAAGAUCAUACUUUUUGGAGAAAUGUCCUCUGGUCUGAUGAAACAAAAAUAGAACUGUUUGGUCAUAAUGACCAUCGUUAUGUUUGGAGGAAAAAGGAGAAGGCUUGCAAGCCGAAGAACACCAUCCCAACCGUGAUGCACGGGGGUGGCAGCAUCAUGCUGUGGGGGUGCUUUGCUGCAGGAGGGACUGGUGCACUUCACAAAAUAGAUGGCAUCAUGAGGAAGGAAAAUUAUGUGGAUAUAUUGAAGCAACAUCAGUCAGGAAGUUAAAGCUUGGUCGCAAAUGGGUCUUCCAAAUGGACAAUGACCCCAAGCAUACUUCCAAAGUUGUGGAGAAAUGGCUUAAGGACAACAAAGUCAAGGUAUUGGAGUGGCCAUCACAAUGCCCUGACCUCAAUCCUAUAGACAGUUUGUGGGCAGAACUGAAAAGGCGUGUGCGAGCAAGGAGGCCUACAAACCUGACUCAGUUACACCAGCUCUGUCAGGAGGAAUGGGCCAAAAUUCCCCCAACUUAUUGUGGGAAGCUUGUUGGAAGGCUACCUGAAACUUUUGACCCAAGUUAAACAAUUUAAAGGCAAUGCUACCAAAUACUAAUUGAGUGUAUGUAAACUUCUGACCCACUGGGAAUGUGAUGAAAGAAAUAAAAGCUGAAAUAAAUAAUUCUCUCUACUAUUAUUCUGACAUUUCACAUUCUUAAAAAAGAGUGGUGAUCCUAACUGACCUAAGACAGGGAAUAUUUACUAGGAUUAAAUGUAAGGAAUUGUGAAAAACUGAGUUUAAAUUUAUUUGGCUAAGGUGUAUGUAAACUUCCGACUUCAACUGUAUAGACAGGUUGGUUGUUUAGCAACAAAAACAACACGUGCACAACCAUGGGGCAAAACAGCUGAGGUUGGUUUAGAUUGUUGACAACAUGUAAGCUAUAUUUCGUCUCCAAUGUUUAUUGAAAACAUAAAUAAAUUUGCACAUAAGCACUAGUUGUCUCUUAAAUACAUUGUUACAGUUUUUGGUUAGUUAGCUAGCGAAUUUUAGCCAUAUAAGCAUUGACAUGAAAUCCGUCAAACACCUCAAAUUUAUUUUAUUUUAUUUAUUUAACCUUUAUUUAACCAGGAAGGGCUCAUUGAGAUUUAAAAUCUCUUUUUCAAGAGCGUCCUGGCCAAGAUAGGCAGCACCAAGUCAUUACAAAAAAUUACAGACAGACAACAUGAAAAACUACAAGUAAUCUAGUAAAAACCAUUCAUGAAUUCACAGGAGUAUAACAAUAUCAAAAACAGCAAAUUAAAAACAUUGACAGGUCAGGGAAUCAGCCUCAAAAUCCUUCAUCAGAGAUUUAAAAACACCAAUCGGGACAAGUUCUUCCAGUUUAAAAUUAUUUUGUAAGGUGUUCCAAGACGAUGGCGCAGAGUACAUAAAAGACCUUUUACCAAAUUCAGUUCGGACAUUUGGAACAGUUAGCAGGAUAAAGUCCAGUGAACGAAGAGAGUACCCACCACAUUUCUGAACAAUAAAAAUGCCCAAAUAAAAAGGUAGUAAACCCAAAAUGGCUUUGUAAAUAAAAGUAUACCAGUGACUGAGCCUACGAGUGACUAGAGAAGGCCAGCCAACCCUGGUAUGCAAAGUACAGUGGUGCGUAAGGGUUUUACAGUUUAAAAUAAAUCUCAAAGUACCAUGAUAAAGAGUGUCAAUUGAUCUCAAACACUGAGCGGAAGCAUUCAUAUAUAAAAUAUCCCCAUAGUCUAGUAAAGGCAUAAAUGUAGCUGAUACUAGCCUCCUUCUGGCUUCAAAAGAAAAACAGGCCUUAUUCCUAAAAUAAAAUCCCAAUUUCAGCUUCAAUUUUUUUGUAAGUUGUUGAAUAUGCAAUUUAAAAGAGAGGCCGUCAUCAAUUAGAAUUCCAAGAUAUUUAUGAGGUUACAACCUCAAUCUCCUUGCCCUGACAGGUAGUAACAGGUGAAAGGUUCAGAGGUCUAUUUCUUGCAUUAGAAAACACCAUUAGUUUAGUUUUGUCAGUAUUGAGGAUAAGCUUCAAUUGACACAAGGUAUGUUGAACAGUAUAAAAAGCAGUUUGCAAGUUCUGGAAAGCUUUUGUAAGAGAUGAGGCACAACAGUAAAUAACAGUAUCAUCAGCAUAAAAAUGAAGUUGUGCAUUUUGGACAUUUUUGUCCAAAUCAUUAAUAUAAAUAGUGAAUAAGAGAGGACCAAGUACAGAGCCCUGGGGCACACCAUUCAGGACAGACAAUUUAACAGACAUAAGCCCAUCAAAUUGAGUGCUAAAUCAAGACAUGGUGUCAAUAACAAGAUGAAACGAGCCACUUACAAUUCCAAACAUGGUAGUUUUUUAUCAUUCUUGCUAGCAAUCUGGCCAACCAACAAUCACAACAACAGGCUGAGUUCUGCCCCAUGGAAGCGCGCACAUUGUUUUCGUAAUGUUGUCAGCUAACCCAUUUUAUAGAUAGAUGGGUAGGAAAAAAAGCAGACAUUGAAUAUCUCUUUGAGCAUGGUGCAGUUAUUAAUUACACUUUGGAUGUUGUAUCAAUACACCCAGUCACUACAAAGAUACAGGCGCCCUUCCUAACUCAGUUGCCAGAGAGGAAGGAAAUCGCUCAGGGAUUUCACCUUGAGGCCAAUGGUGAUUUUAAAACAGUUAGUUUAAUGGCUGUGAUAGGAGAAAACUGAGGAUGGAUCAACAACAUUGUAGUUACUCCACAAUACUAACCUAAAUGACAGAGCGAAAAGAAGGAAGCCUGUACAUAAUAAAAAUAUUCCAAAACAUGCAUCCUGUUUGCAAUAUGGAAUUAAAGUUAUACUGCAAAAAAAUGUGGCAAAGAAUGAACUUUUUGUCCUGAAUACAAAGCAGUACGUUUGGGGCAAAUCCAACACAACACAUCACUGAGUAGCACUCAUCAUAUUUUUAAGCAUGGUGGUGGCUGCAUCAUGUUCUGGGUAUGCUUAUCAUUGGCAAGGACUAGGAACCUUUUUUAGGAUAAAAAUAAACUGAAUAGAGCUAAGCACAGGCAAAAUCGUCAUGGAAAACCUGGUUCAGUCUGCUUUCCAACAGACACUGGGAGAAAAAUGCACCUUUCAGCAGGACAAUAACCCUAAAACACAAGGCCAAAUAUACACUGGAGUUGUUUACCAAGACGACAUUGAAUGUUCCUGAGUAGCCUAGUUACAGUUUUGACUCAAAUAGGCUUGGAAAUCUAUGGCAAGACAUGAAAAUGUCUGUAGCAAUGAUCAACAACCAACUUGAGCUUGAAGAAUUUAAGAAUAAUGGGCAAAUGUUGCGCAAAAUGGUGUGCAAAGCUCUGAGACUUAGCCAGAAAGAGUCACAGCUGUAAUCACUGCCAAAAGUGGUUCUACAAAGUAUUGACUCAGGGGUGUGAAUACUUAUUUAAAUGAGAUUGCUGUAUUUUAUUUUCAAUAAAUGUACUACAAUUUCUAAAAACAUGUUUUCCCUUGGUCAUGGGGUAUUGUGUGUAAGAUGAGUGAGAGAAAAAAAUCUAUUUAAUCCUUUUUAAAUUCAGGCUUUAACACAACAAAAUGUGGAAUAAUUCAAAGGGUAUGAAUACUUUCUGAAGGCACUCUGGGUGCGAAAACACCAAUAUGUUUACCCCAUAUUUCCGACAGCACGUCUUACCAAGACAAAUGGGUCCAGUAAGCGGCAUGCAAAUUGGUCAGCGCGUGCAGACAUUAGAGAUAAUGGACCUGAGAUUUAACCACUCAACACCCUAUCCGGUGAUAUUCCAUGAGAGAGCCUAUUUAUUUAGCAUGUGUCACACGCUUAUUCAGUGUUUAAACUACAUCUCCAUCGCUCUCUUUUUCCUCUCUUUCUUGUCAUCUCUCCAUCACAGCAGGCGUUUCACAUCAGCAGGCAGACGUACCGGGAGUUUAACCAUUACCUGCUUUUCAUGGUGAGCUGCCUGUGGAACUCCAAGAUGUUCCUGCCAGGCAUGGCCAUCGAGGUGGACCAGGAGCUCCUGGCUCUCAGCAAAGUGCCCGAGCCCUGGACCAGCUUCGACCUCAUCCACCACCCUGCCUUCCUCGGCUACGCCCUUGACUUUCAUUGCAAAGUGAGUUUAGAUUAGAAUUUGUAUUUAAUUUAGAAAAUAUUUGCGAUAAUUGGAUUUAUAUAGUUAUUUACUUAUUGCAUUUUGCCAGGCAUUAUAUAAAGUCCAGAUCCAUGAAACCAGUAUUGUAUAUAAUUUUCAUAAAUGUCCACUUUAUAUAUUAAGUCUAAUUUUCAAACUUCAAGAGAAACACCUGACGCAAAAGGGAGCAGUCAUCCUCUCCAGUUGAAUUAAUACAUUUUAAGGCCGGACAAGGAGAUUAAUUUGGUAUUAAUUUAUCUUUUAUAGAAGAUCCAUUAAUACAGAAUCACAUUUUAUUACUCAUGGGCGCUGCAUGAGACUUGAUUUUUCAUCAUGUUUAAUUAUCCAAGUACCUCUUUUUGGUCCGAACCGCUGCAACACCCAGUACGCUGUUCUAUUGAGAUUUACUGUGAGGGGGGAAACUGUUGAAUAUUAAUGCUUCUCUCUUUAUCAGUGUUGGCCAGAGAGGAAGGAAAUGGAUCUCAAUUCCAUAAAGGUACCGCAGUCUUACCACUUCUUUCGUUUUAAUGUACUGUACGUACGUGCACUGAUGUGCAUUUUAAAGUGUGCCGUUUGAUUUUUUUAUGGACCUCAUGCUACUGAUCAGCAAGCCAUAGGAGGUCCUGGAUGGUCCUUGUGUAAUGGAUGGUCUGUAACGCUGUCCGUCUGUCUCUGUAGGCCGGGAAGCAGUGGGUAUGGUACCUGGAGUUUCUCUUCUCUCAGGGCUUUCAGGGCCUCCAACAGUUUGUCCAGAGUAGCAUCAACCGGCGCUCUGCGGCUGGAACCAAUGACCAGGGUCAGGGAGACAGCCAGCCCACAAGCAGUUAAACGACAGAGGAUAAAACACAAAAGACUGAAACUUCUCCUUGUUGUAAAGGAUGCAUACAUGUUUUAUCUUUCGCCAUCUUCUCCAAGGCAAGAUUCACAAGAGACUAGAGUAUCUCUGUAAAUAGACACUUUUUAAAAUCGUGAUGUAUUUUUAUUUUGUCCUGUCCCUAUUUUAAUUCCGCUUGGUGCUCAUGUGUUGUCUGUUCUCUUGUAUAGCUUACGCAUCUAUCUAUUAUUUCUGUGGAACUUGCACAUUAAUAAAAAUAUUAUUUUAGGAUUUUAUUUUAGAUUAAAGCAUCCCCCCCCUGGUCUUUUACUCAAUUACACCAAUGCUCCUAAAAAGCUAACAUUAAACAUGCUGGAACAUGUUCACUUAUUCAGAAUAUAUUUUCUAUUAAAAGCCAUCGGUAGAAUUCAUUAUGGGGGAAGUCAUCAGUAUCUAUUGCAGGUACUGGCUCAACCUUCUGGAAAACAUUUUCCCUUAAUUGAAGGAUCCAUCUGGAUAGUUAAUAGGCCCUUGGCUCUCCAGUUAUCUUGGAACAUGCUGGGUGCAGGGAAACACAUUGCACGCCAUACAUUCUCACGGUGCCACCAUAGACUUCCCCUCUGAGCAUCACCAUUACUGACAAUGGGGUCCACAGGUCUGCUUUGUGUGCAUUCUGUAUGUAUUAUGGCUGUAUUCAUGUCACUAUUGAGUCAAUUCUUCAGCCCAUUGUUCCUUUUUAUUUUUCAACGUAGUGUAGUGGUGUGUGGGUCAGCUGUUUGUGCACCCACCCGCAAUUGCCCGACUAUAGCCAAUGUGAAAAUCUGAGGCCCGCACCUGACCCUAACCCGCUAAUAUAGAAAAUGUGUUGUAGGCUACAGUCAGAGACGGAAGGAUUUGCCUGAUUUUCGAUUUCUGACAUUUUGGUAGGCUAUUUGUUUCUCAACUUGUCUGUAAUUAAAUAGGCUACACGCAGCUUCUCUUCUGUCCAUUAGCCUAUAUGUUGCCCUAGAAGACUAAGUAAACCCUUGCUCGCCCGAAUGUCAUACGUCAAUACAAUGAAUGCUUCAAACUAUACUGAACAAAAAUCUAAAUGCAACAUGUAAAGUGUUGGUCCCAUGUUUCAUGAGCUGAAAUAAAAGAUACCAGAACUGUUCCAUAUGCCCAAAAACAUAUUUCUCAUUUUGUGCACAAAUUUGUUUCGAUCCCUGUUAGUGAGCAUUUCUCCUUUGCCAAGAUAAUCCAUCCACCUGACAGGUAGGUGUGGCAUAUCAAGAAGCUGAUUAAACAGCAUGAUCAUUACAGAGGUGCACCUUGUGCUGGGGAUAAAAGGCCACUCUAAAAUGUGCAGUUUUGUGUCACAACACGAUACACAUGUCUCAAGUUUUGAGGAAGCGUGCAGUUGGCAUGCUGACUGCAAGAAUGUCCACCAGAGCUGUUGACAGAAAAUGUAAUGUUUAUUUCUCUACCAUAAGCCGCCUCCAACGUUAUUUUAGAGAAUUUGGCAGUAUGUCCAACCGGCCUCACAACCGGAGACCACGUGUAACCACGCCAGCCCAGGACCUCCACAUCCGGCUUCUUCACCUGCAGGAUCGUCUGAGAGCAGCCACCCGGACAGUUUAUAAAACUAAGGAGUAGUUCUGUCUGUAAUAAAGCCCUUUUGUGGGGGGAAAACUAUUCUGAUUGGCUGAGCCUGUCUCCCAAGUGGGUGGGCCUACACCCACCCAUGGCUGCACCCCUGCCCAGGCAUGUGAAAUCCAUAGAUUAGGGCCUAAUGAAUUUAUUUCAAUUGACUGAUUUUCUUAUAUGAACUGUAACUCAGUAAAAUUGUUGAAAUUUUUGCCUGUUGAGUUUAUAGUUUUGUUCAGUGUAAUUGACAUCGUUCAAAUUUUCUGUCAUCGCCGCUUAUUUCGCGGAGCAAAGACGUUUAGGGACCGGGAUCAAAUGCAAUAUUUGUUUUUUAAACGGAAAGGUUUUCUGUGCAAAAUUUCCAAAUGACAUUAGUUUGACAGGUUGUAAGUAAAUGGAAAGCUGUGAAAACGACCCAAAAUGUUUCUGAAAAGAUUUCAGUUGGCUUGGAUGCAUACUUUAUGUGGUUGAAAUACUAUCCGCUUUUAUGAUGCUGAUAAAGACAGCACAUCCACAGACAUUUCCAUUCUCUCAAUAAAUCAAUCAUUUUUCUCCACUCCUGUUCCCGAGUCAAAAAGUAGCCUACAUUUUGUGUAUUAUUUUACUGCAAGAAAUGCUUAAUUCUGCAGGAGUUAAUAUUAAGAUAUGUGAGAAGUUAUAGAAUACAUAGUCAGUGAUUUCAGUUUCCAUGUCCAUCUGAACAGUAGGCUACAGUUCCCUUGAAGUGUCAUAAGCCUAUCUGAAGUCCCAAUCUAGUGACUGUCGAAUUUGUGUAGCACAUCACAACCUUCACACUGCUAUCAUCCUCUUUUACCACUUCACCAAAUCUUUCCCAAACAUUACUUUUCUGGACCUCCCUUAUCUUUAUUUUACAACUCUCCAUUUCACAGCAUUUCUCUUAUUGAAUUAAACUCCAACAUUGUCCCUUUUGCCUCGGACCUUAACUUUUUCUGCCUGUUCCCAAAAGCAUGUUGCGCGCAUAGUUAGGCCAUAGGCUUAUGCGCUAAUGCCAGAUAGCAUGCAAUAAUGAAAGAAAUACCUCAGUGUAGCCUAUAGAUAUAAAUUGCACAAUAAUUAUACAGUUAUGGAUUUUUUAAAGGUAUUGUUUUCUCUUUAUUCAACCCGACCGAAACCACACCCACCCUUAAUCCACCCACUAUUUCAUGAUCCUAAACCUGCCCUGCGGAAAUAACCACGGGGCCUGCAGGUUAUGAGUCAACCCGCACAUCACUAACGUAGCGGUAUAACAAUGUCAAUGUAAUGGUCCAUUUCACAUGAAUUGCCGACACUUUAACAAUCAAUUCAUCAUAAAUUAAGUGUUUCCCCUAAAAAAAAGUCCCAGCAGCAGUGUCAGCGCUAGCAGGGGUCUUCCUGAAGCAUACAUAUAGAUGCAUAUAAAUUAUAAAUAAAAAGGGACCGUAAUUGGAUCAUUGCUGUGUCUAGACCCCAUUUUAUGCAACUAAGUACCUCAAUUUCACAGCUGAAAGUUUAGCUCUGAUAUACUACUUGUAAUUGUGUGUUUUUAAUCUUUGAAUACCCCACAACCUUAUUCUUUGAUUUAAUGAGACCCUUGUCACUGUUCCCAUCUCUGGAGCCAAUAGUCUCCCUGGGGUGUAGAACUAUCCUGCGGCUGUUUUGUUUGGCACCUUGUUUUGAGGGAGGUUGAAAACAUUGCCUGAAUGCAUAGGAUCCUUUUAUACAGUAUUCUAUAAUUAGACUAGCUAUAUCACAGGACAAGGAAACUCCAACUAAAGUAGCCUUUCAUGGAUGAUGACUAUCAGUGGAUAUGUAUUUCCAACAUUUAAUAUUACAUUCUGGUACAAAGUUGACCGACAUUUUUUAAAAGUAAGAUUUUUAAGGCAGAUUUUCUAUGCGCGGAACUAUUUUGAAUAGCUGCGCGGGCCACCUUAAGCAGGUCUCUGCGGUUAACUGCAAUGAGAGCGAGACUCCAGCGUUACAGGGCUUCUCUGACCUGAGUGCUCUUCUGCGGUUUGAAAUGUUCAUCUUCGCAUCAGUCUCAGCGCACUUUUCGUCUUUUCCCCAAUUCAUGGGUAUUUCAGUCUGCAAGACAAGUCUAUUAGGCUAUUCCGUGGCCCUUUGAGACACUACCUGAGCCAAAUCUCUGCCCGGCGAGAAAGGUAAGAUUACAUGCAUCCCAAGUAUGGAUUUCUGCAAUGUGUGUUUAAUUAGACCAGUGAAAGCAAGUAAAUGUGUUUUGCAUUAUAUUAUUGUCUAUAAGUCACUGACAUAACACGACAUAUUCGGUUCUUGUGUUAUGUUUCUUUUUGUGGAAAACAUUAAAUCAAUGUUUUAAUCGGGCGUCAUGCCUAAUGCCCGAUGUUGUGCGCGGUUGUCCGGGUUAGAUGAUCUGCCGGGCUUUCAAUAGACUAAUUAUAAAAUGCUAGAAUAUAGGCGGCUGUCUGCAUUAGGUAUUGUAGGCACAAUGUUGCAUACAUAGGAAUAAUACACUAUCCUUGCUUUCUGUUCGGCGUGAUUCUACGUGCGAGAAUACUAAAGGUUAUAUCUGCCAACUCAAGAUUUUGGCAACGGGCGCAGCAGAUGACUUAUCCAGAAGCCAAAAAUGUGUGCGAGCUCCUUACACAAAUUUGAGCUGUUGCAUAUGCCAAGAUCAGUUCUGUCAUGUCAUUCGAUUUGCAUGGCAUGUUGCAUUUUCAUUAUUUGUAGUCUAAAUGGAGAAUGUGUCUUAUUUGGGCAUCGGGCUAUUUAGCUUCCCGAUGCCCAGUGAUACCGGUGAAUUCAAAUAUAAAGGCUAAUCAUUUGUUUCAAUAUAUUGGUAAAGAGGUCUAUCUGACUCUACUGAGAAGAAACAUAUGUUGACACUGGGGAUAUUAUUUGAAAGGAAAAUCUAGUAGUUUCCGUUGUAUUAAUGGAUUUUUACCCCGUUUUAUAGAUGACAGUACUUAAAAUAGGAGCUUGAAGGUUCUUUAUAAAGCUGCAUUGUGAACCAUUCUUUGAUCUUCCUACAGCCGGACAGCUCCCUGUGCUUGUGGCAGUUUAGUACAGUCAGAGAGAUGAACAUAUGAAAGUGUGGGAGCUCGAAGUGCUGCUUUAGUAAUAACAGAAUAAUGCCCAUAAACAGGAAAGUAGCCUAUAUGUGUGACAUGAAGAAAUGCCAUUUAGUAGACGCUUUUAUCUAAAGCGACUUAAGGUCAGUCAUGCGUGCAUACGUUUUUUUACUUAUGUGUGGUCCCGGAAAUCGAACCCACUAUAUUGGCGUUGAAAGCGCCAUGCUCCACCAACUGAGCUACAGAGAGAGGACCACUAUCCUGCUUGGGAGGGAAUGGGUGAUGUAGUAUGUGUGAUCAACAGAAUACAACGGUUUUUGUGAUGCUAUAGUUUAUUGUGCUUUAACUGCAUUCAGUGUAUCAAAGACUUGUUGGCUAUAGGGGCUCAGUAUUCAUUUGAAACAUGUUUAAAGGGGUUAGGAGUAUGUUUCAUUGUCAAUGCCUCUCCCUUCCGGCGGCCCCGAGGACAGGUUUUCAUGGCUAUGCAUUUUCUUCACACUCCUAGGCUAUCUGUAUUUAGAUUGGUCUGUGCAUAUACUGCAUAUCUCCAAAUUACCCUGCUCAUUCCUGUAAUAGCUCCUGCUUGUCUUUAUAGAACACAAACUGUCAGCCCCCUACUGCUGCUGAUGGUGAUGGCGCCAUUAUGUGUAGAUUAUUAUUCGUUUUGACAGGUGUAAGAGUCUGUGUAGGGCAGGGGCACAACUUUCACUGGGGACGGGGACAUGUCCCCCCACAUUCUGAAAUGGCAUUUUUGUCCCCCCCAGUUUUAUCAUUGGAAUGUGAUACGAACGAGGCAACGGUAUACUUUAGGACCAUGCGGACGCCUCCGAGCGGUCGGGUAGGCUGUUUGGAGUGUUUAUCCUCCCCACAUCUAAAACCAAAGUUGCGCCCCUGGUGUAGGGUAUAUCCAUUUGAAUUCAAUCACUUUUUGACAGCACCCCUUUUGAUUUGAACGAAACCUUCCAUACAUAUUUGGCCAUUGUAUAAGUGCUCAGAAAGUGACUUUUUGGACCUGAAUGCCCAAACAUUCAGGAGAUAGAGCUGCUCAAAGUUGACCCAUUUUGCUUACCCCACCAUCAAAUCAAAUCACAUUUUAUUUGUCUCCUGCGCCGAAUACAACAGGUGUAGACCUUACAGUGAAAUGCUUACAAGCCCUUAACCAACAAUGCAGUUUUAAGAAACAUAAGUGUUAAGUAAAAAAUUGAUAAAUAAAAAACAAAUAAUUAAAGAGCAGCAGUAAAAUAACAGUAGCGAGGCUACAUACAGGGGGUACCGGUACAGAGUCAAUGGGCGGGGGCACAGGUUAGUCGAGGUAAUUGAGGUAAUACAGUUGAAGUCGGAAGUUUACAUACACCUUAGCCAAAUAGAUGUUGCCACCCCCGUGCUUCAUGGUUGGGAUGGUGUUCUUCGGCUUGCAAGCAUUCCCCUUUUUCCUCCAAACAUAACAAUGGUCAUUAUGGCCAAACAGUUCUAUUUUUGUUUCAUCAGACUAGAGGACAUUUCUCCAAAAAGUACAAUCUUCGUCCCCAUUUGCAGUUGUAAACCGUAGUCUGGCUUUUUUAUGGCGGUUUUGGAGCAGUGGCUUCUUCCUUGCUGAGCGGCCUUUCAGGUUAUGUCGUUAUAGGAAUUGUUUUACUGUGGAUAUAGAUACUUUUGUACCUGUUUCCUCCAGCAUCAUCACAAGGUCCUUUGCUGUUGGGAUUUAUUUGCACUUUUUGCACCAAAGUACGUGCAUCUCUAGGAGACAGAACGCGUCUCCUUCCUGAGCGGUAUGACGCCUGCGUGGUCCCUUGGUGUUUAUACUUGCGUACUAUUGUUUGUACAGAUGAACGUGGUACCUUCAGGCGUUUGGAAAUUGCUCCCAAGGAUGAACCAGACCAGUGGUCUACAAUUUUUUUCUGAGGUCUGGGCUGAUUUCUUUAGAUUUUCCCAUGAUGUCAAUUAAAGAGGCACUGAGUUUGAAGGUAGGCCUUGAAAUACAUCCACAGGUACACCUCCAAUUGACUCAAAUUAUGUCAAUUAGCCUAUCAGAAGCUUCUAAAGCCAUAACAUCAUUUUCUGGAAUUUUCCAAGCUGUUUAAAGGCUCAGUCAACUUAGUGUAUGUAAACUUCUGACCCACUGGAAUUGUGAUACAGUGAAUUAUAAGUGAAAUAAUCUGUCUGUAAACAAUUGUUGGAAAAAUUACUUGUGUCAUGCACAAAGUAGAUGUCCUAACCGACUUGCCAAAACUAUAGUUUUGUUAACAAGACAUUUGUGGAGUGGUUGAAAAACAAGUUUUAAUGACUCCAACCUAAGUGUAUGUAAACUUGCGACUUCAACUGUAUGUACAUGUAGGUAGAGUUAAAGUGACUAUGCAUAGAUAAUAAACAGAGAGUUACGACAAUGCAAAUAGUCCAGGUAGCCAUUUGAUUAGCUGUUCAGGAGUCUAAUGGCCAUCCUCUCAGGGCACAAUGUAUGAAUUCAUAGUUGGAUCAAAAUCGCCGUUAUAAUCAUUGGCCAGUACGGAGAAUUAAGUAAAACCACAAGUCCAAAUCCCUUGUCCAUCCAUGGCUAAUUUAGGAAAGGGCCCAUUUUAGCUAGCUAGCAAGCCACUGGAGGACAACAACACAACAAUUCAAGUUUUGUCUGUCAAUGACGUUUUGCUCUCGAUGUGAUGUGAUUGGAAUGAAUCAAAUCCAAACUGGCUUCCCUUGACACUUUUUUUGGUGCGCCAGGACCAUUCACAGUUGAGCUCACUCAGUUUAGCUCAACGCUGAUUGGCUAUUAUUUUAUACAUUUUUUUUUUUCAAGGGAGGCCAAAUGCUCGCUGGCUUCCCUUGCAUUCAAUGCUACGGGAGGCAACAAAGUCAUACUCUUUAUGACCAGACAGCGUCAGGUAGAUGGCCUACACAUACAGAGACAGAAGGGUGCUGUUUCGCUCGCUCUUAUGCUUUCUCCUGUGAGAUUCAUUUAGCCUUUUGUGAAUUGAAGGAAAGUUAUGAAACACAGAGAGACGAAAAUACGUUAUUUAAUGUUUUUUUAUUGGUAAAUUUUUUGGCGAAGCCUAGCUUACUUCCCUUGGCCUCAAUGAAUACACACCACUGGAUUCUACAAGCCUCUCGUUCACCAUAGAAGGCAGCAGGCAGGACCCCUACUGGUGAAUGAUGAACUGAAAACUCAAAAGAGUCAUCAUGAUUCUACAAGCCUCUCGUUCACAUGUCGCUCACCAUAGGGGGCUUAUUGAAGCUGUCAUUUGUGACUGACUUGUAAACUUGUGCUUUAAACAAUGUACAUUUGUUAAUUGCUAGGCUUGCAAAUACGAUUAUUUCUUGAUACAUUUUAAAUGAGGUCUAGUUGUGGCCGCAACCGGACUAGAUUGUGAACGACUCUUGGCAGAAUGCGUUGCUUGACUGCCGUCCGUGAGGGUGAUAAGCAGACAAUGUCAUUCGCGAACUGCAGCCCCCCAAACGAUUCGUGUUCGAGUUUGUUGAGCAGAGGCUGUGAAUGUUUUGGUUCUACAAAGCUGUGUCCAUAAUAUUCAAUAAUUAAUUAAUUGCAAUCAUUCUUGCACCAUGCGAUCAAUUAUGAGUUCUGAACAUGUAUUUUUCUUCUAUGCUCACAAUCUAUUUCCCUGCGCGCAUAUGACAGACAGGUGGUGGUUGGAGUAUGUCUCUGGAGCCGCUGAGCUGGAGGAGUGUCUAUUAAUCCUGCUGUAAGACUCACUGCAGUUAGCACUAGCAGGUCAAACAACUAAAAUGAACGAGUCACUCAGAAAAAUAAAUCAUGAGUCUUGAGUUAAUAAAAAGAGUCGUUCAGAAAGAAAGAACCGUUCGUAAACUAAACAUAACUAAUGACCAUUUAAAUUGAUAUUCGACGGUGGUCUUUGUGGUAGUUAUUAUAAGUUAAAGCUCCAAUUUGUAACUUUGUUGGCGACCCGACCAAAUUAGCAUAGAAAUGUGAGUUAUGGAUCUAUACUUCUCAUUGAAAGCAAGUCUAAGAAGCGGUAGAAAUGUUCUAUGUGUGCUAUUUCUAUGCUUCCCGUUCUUACCUUUAGUUUCUGCAUCUUUACUUUUGGUUUUGUAGCUGAAAAUACAACAUUUUUGGUUAUUGAAAAUAUAUUUCACAGCAGUUUAGAUGGUACAAUGAUUCUCUACAUUCUACAUUGGUCACAAAGCGGAGCAAUUUCUUUACAUUGCACCUUAAACAUGUCAAUUCAAUUGAAAUGUCAAUGGUGUAUAGGCUAAAUUGCAGUGGUUCGAAGGGAUAGUUCCAUUCUAUUAAUUAUAUUUCUAUGAUUGAAAUGACACCCACCCUGUAUUCAAGAGCAUGUUGUAUCUCAGCCUAUGACAGGAACAACAGAUUAUGUGAAAUAGGGUCUCAGCUACAACAUACGCAAAUAUUUAAAAAAUCUGUUUUUAAAUAAUUGACAUUAAAGGUUUAAAAAAACAGAAAUACAAUUGUUUGACAAGCUUUUAAAUGAUAUCAAACACAACCGUUUCUCUUUUCCAGUGAUGAAGACAUGGAUUUCUCAUGGUAUGGUGGGGUAGGCAAAAUGGGUCAACUUUGGGCACCUUUAUCUCCUGAAUGUUUUGGCAUUCAGGUCCAAAAAGUAACUUUCUGACCACUUCUUCCAUGGGAAAACAUGCAUGGAAAGGGAUCAAAAGGGAUGCUGUCAAAAAGGGAUUGAAUUCAAAUGGAUUUAUCCUGUAAUGUUCAAGUCAACCACAGAUGCACAGUGCUCCUCAGGGAACAGUAUAUAGCUGCUUUCUUUUCACAGUUUGUUUACUGUCGAUCCUUCAGACGCAUGGAUCCUAAACAUGUAUUAUUUAUACGGCUGUGUAGUAGUAGGCACAGCCUGUGCCAACGAGUGUCUGAGGUGCCAGCUUUUCUUAAUUCAGGAGAGUGAUCUGAAAACGUCAGUCCCUGUUAGUCUCUCCAGGGUCUUCAGGAACUCUAGCCGAGCGUUAAUAAUGAGCAUCUACCAACUGUUACUCUGACAUUACAUAUUCUUGCUUGAUGUCUCUGUUCUACCUGAGUCGGAUAAUGUAGUGCUUCUGGGAAUAAUCAUCUUCCCAAUCAUCUUCCUCAGUCAUUUUCUCCUUCCUGUCCAGGGGCUUUAUGCAGCAGAGUAGGAUGUGCAUUGUGGAGUCAAGAGGUCAAAGUGUCAUUGCGAUUUAAUUACACAUGACACCAGCCUUGAUCCUAUUGAUGACACUAUGCUGCUUUUUUGUGGCAUGUAGCCUAUACAUAGUUGUGUACAGGAAACCCCAAAGUGCCUGGGGACUGGAGACAAAGGCACAGAGUCACGUCCUCUGUCAUCGCAAUCACUCGAACCAACAAAAGAGACACCAGACAGUCACACCAACCACCCCGAGCCCGGUCGAAUAAAACGUGACAGUGCUGUGUCAAGUCCCCUAGUAGAAUCACAGAUUGUAGGGGAUGGUGGUAUUGUAGCUUGGAGAAUGCUCCCUUGCUCCCUUGCUCCCUUGCUCCCUUGGCCUACAGACAAGUGUGUGCACUCAAGCAGUACGGAACAGCCACAUCAGCCAUCACCCCUGCCCCCUCUUCAUCAUCUUUACCCCGGGCUGAAAGGAGAUGA
Molecule: messenger RNA, 29661 nt
Organism: Coregonus sp. 'balchen'
Lineage: Eukaryota; Metazoa; Chordata; Actinopteri; Salmoniformes; Salmonidae
Source: the annotation of a GenBank genome assembly